Messenger RNA from Toxotes jaculatrix (banded archerfish), 1428 nucleotides. RefSeq names its product NudC domain containing 3 (gene nudcd3). Gene Ontology annotation, cellular component: cytoplasm. Gene Ontology annotation, biological process: protein folding. Lineage: Eukaryota; Metazoa; Chordata; Actinopteri; Toxotidae. Bases 258 to 1343 code for a protein of 361 amino acids. The transcript has 6 exons. The record is from RefSeq and is a predicted model, not a curated record.
UGUAUCAUUAUACUCAGGUUUUUGUUUUUGUUUUUGUGUAACAUACGAACGAAUUUGUAGCUGUUGUGCACUUAUUUCGAAAUUACAAGACCGGAAGUGUUAUUGUUCUGGAAGGAGGAACACUGGCGUUGAGAAACGUUACCCAGCAAGUACCGCUGAAUUAUUUUUUUACUUACAUUUCUGAAAACACGGUCUUUUAUUUUCGUACGUGAACUGUCGGCAGAGAAAAACGGUCGAAUAAAACGUGAGAAGCAGCGAUGGCGUCGCCGCUGGAGCUGACAGAGAUGUACGACAACGCUCUGCUGGGAAUCCUGCAGCAUGUUGGAAACAUCCAGGACUUUCUGCAGGUCUAUUUUGGGUUUUUGUACCGUAAAACGGACUUUUAUCGCCUCCUGUCGAGUCCCAACGACAAGAUGGGCUUCCCUCCCGGUGUGGCGGAGAAGAUGGUGCUUAAGACGUUUAAGCUGUUUGAGAAGCUGGCAGAGCACGACAGAGAGCGGCAGCUGAGCGAGAUGCAAAGGAGAGAGGGGAAGGAUGUUCCUCCGGCCGUUCAGGAGCUGGAGGUCGCCACUGAGCUUCACCAGGAGACGGAGGAGCAGAGCACCGAGGCAGCACAGGCGGAGAGCCCCCCCACGGACGCCGAGCAUGUUUCAGCUCCUGCAGCCUCAGAAGCGACUGUCAGCCCACAGCCCGACAGCAGCGGGGGUCCAGGACAGUUAGCUGAGGGGGACCAGGCAGCUGCAGCCAGCACAAACUCUGCAGGGGAGAGUCAGGAGCAAUUUCAGGCUGAUCCUGACAGUUACAACGGGGCGGUGAGGGAAAACUACAGCUGGUCUCAGGACUACACGGACGUGGAGGUCCGCGUGUUCGUGCCCAAGACGGUUCUGAAGGGCAGACAGGUCAGUGUAAGUCUGCAGACCAGCAGCGUGCGAGUGUGUGUGAGGGACGGAGCCGAGGAGAAAACACUGAUGGAGGGAGAAUUCACACACAAGAUCAACACUGAAAACUCUCUGUGGAGCCUGGAACCUGGACACUGUGUGGUCCUGUCACUCAGCAAGACCUCGGAGGUUUGGUGGAACGCGGUGCUGAAAGGAGAGAAGGAGAUCGAUAUAAACCAAAUUAACCGUGAGCGCACCAUGGCGUCGGUUGAUGACGAGGAGCAUGCUGUUUUGGACAGACUCACGUUCGACUACCAUCAGAAGCUGCAGGGCAAACCACAGAGUCACGAAAUGAAAGUGCAUGAGAUGCUGAAGAAGGGCUGGGACGCUGAGGGCUCACCUUUCAAAGGGCAGAAGUUUGACCCCUCUGCGUUUGACAUCCCCCCCAGUGCGGUACAGUUCUGAGACUCAGACAAAACUCAGCCAAAUAUGAACUGAACCCUGCUUUAUUUACAGGCCUGGUUGUAAUAAAGUCAACGUUUACCUGCUG